AUGUCUAAGCUGUGGAAUGCUGUCAUCGCACCCAGAGUUCAAGAAGCAGUAUUAUCGAGAGCCUCUGUGAAAAAACAACCUGGCCUUGUGCAAACAGCUGCUCAGAAGCACCUUAGCCGAGGACAGCACACGGUGGUGAACACUGCUCUCAGCAUCUUGCUCAAUGAAGCUGUUCUGCACGGCUGUCCCCUCCAGAGAGCAGAGCUACUCCAACAUGCAGUUGAUUUCAAAGGAGGAGGUUUCCCUCUGUUCCUAGUUUCAAGUUACAACAGUUAUAGCCAGAAGAACGGAGAGAGAGGUACCUGGAGAAAGGUGAGCACCCGUCCUCACAAAAGUCCAGCUGAUUCUCUGCAGCCACCUGGCAGAAGCCAGUCCUGA
Molecule: messenger RNA, 378 nt
Organism: Pipistrellus nathusii (Nathusius's pipistrelle)
Lineage: Eukaryota; Metazoa; Chordata; Mammalia; Chiroptera; Vespertilionidae
Source: the annotation of a GenBank genome assembly